Molecule: messenger RNA, 2041 nt
Organism: Anolis sagrei ordinatus
Lineage: Eukaryota; Metazoa; Chordata; Lepidosauria; Squamata; Anolidae
Source: RefSeq, a predicted model, not a curated record
CCCUGACAGUAUAAAGGGGUGUCAAACUGCGUUAAUUCUACAGUGUGGAUGCUCUUUUUGGCCGCCAGCCUGCUUUCUCCUGCUUGCAGCCUCCCCCUCUGAGGCGAAGAAAAGAUUUUGCAACAAUUGAAAGCUGCCACUUCCAAGCAUGCCAUCACCAUCACUUAAUCCUGGCCGAAAUAUGUGUUCUGUCUGCCGUCUGCUUCUUCGGCUUCGCAAGAGGCAUUGGGAUGCUCCUGCCAACUGGAGAAAUUACUCCCAAGCCAACAAGCAUGAACCUCAUGGCCAAGUGGGGAAAACGACCCAUUUGAAAAAUAGGGCAGAGAAACAGAAGCGGCAGCGGGAGAGGCUGGCAUCCAUUGAAGCUGGGCUGACUGCUGGGAUGAAGGAUGAGCAUCCAAGCCAAGGAAAGGGCAGAAGAGCAAGAGACAUGGCUCUGUAUGACAUCCCAACCAUAGCUGGUGAAAAGAAAGACACUUCGGGGCCUCUGCCCAUCUCCUAUAGCCCAUGCUAUGUUGAAGCUGCUUGGUAUGUUUGGUGGGUGAAAGAAGGAUUUUUCAAACCAGAAUACCAGCAUCAUUUGCCGAAUCGGAAGCCAGAAACAUUUUCUCUCUCUAUUCCUCCACCUAACGUCACAGGGUCUCUGCACCUGGGUCAUGCUUUGACUGUGGCUAUUGAAGAUGCUUUGGUACGGUGGAAAAGGAUGCAAGGCUAUAAAGUUCUGUGGGUUCCAGGUUCAGAUCACGCUGGAAUUGCCACUCAGGUUGUGGUAGAAAAAAAGAUCUGGAAGGAGCAGGGAGUCCGGAGGAAAGACCUCACGCGAGAGGCGUUCCUCCAAGAAGUUUGGAACUGGAAAGAAGAAAAAGGGAAUGAAAUAUUUCAGCAGCUGAAGGUGAUGGGAGCAUCACUGGAUUGGGACCGAGCCUGUUUCACCAUGGAUUCUAGAUUCUCCCAGGCAGUGACUGAGGCCUUUGUGCGACUGCAUGAGCAAGGCCUGGUAUAUCGGGACAGACGCCUGGUGAACUGGUCGUGUGCUCUGCGAUCAGCAAUCUCUGAUAUUGAGGUGGAGAACAGGCAGCUUGAAGGACGGACAGAGCUCUCAGUGCCUGGUGUUCCAGGCAAGGUACCAUUUGGGCUCUUGGAGACAUUUGCUUAUAAGGUGGAAGGAGAGGAAGGUGAGGAGCUUCUUGUGGCCACAACCCGCCCAGAGACAAUGUUAGGAGACGUGGCAGUUGCUGUCCACCCAGAUGACCCACGGUAUGCACAUCUCCAUGGGAAGAGGCUCUGCCAUCCAUUCACUGGGCACCUCAUACCUGUCAUUACAGAUCCCUUGGUGGAGCAGGAGAUGGGUACAGGAGCUGUGAAAGUGACACCAGCACAUAGCUAUGCCGACUAUGAAUUUGCUCAUCGGCAUAGACUGCCUUUGCUUUCAGUGAUUGAAGAAGAUGGUACAAUGACCGCAGAGUGUGGGGAAUGGCUGCAGGGCCUGAAUAGGUUUGUGGCCCGAGAGAAGGUGUUGGCUGCUUUGAAGGAGAAAGAUCUUUACCGAGGGGCAAAAGAACAUCCCUUAGUGCUUCCGCUUUGCAGUCGUUCGGGGGAUGUGAUUGAAAUUCUCCUAAAGAACCAGUGGUUUGUCCGGUGUGAAGCAAUGGCUCAGAAGGCCUUAGAGGCUGUGGAAUCUGGAUGCUUGAAGUUAAUGCCUGAAUUUCAUGAGAAGACCUGGAAGACUUGGCUCUUGAGUACCGGCGACUGGUGUAUUUCUCGCCAGCUCUGGUGGGGUCAUCAGAUUCCAGCCUAUCGAGUUACUAUUUCUGGGUCACCUGGCAUUGAAGAGGAGGAGAGUGAUGGAUCCUGGGUAGUGGGUAGAACAGAAGCAGAAGCUCGGAGAAAAGCAGCAGGCAUGCUGGGAAAAUCAGAAAAGGAUCUGGUGCUGGUGAGAGAUGCGGAUGUCUUAGAUACCUGGUUCUCCUCUGGCCUCUUCCCUUUUGCUGCGCUGGGCUGGCCCCAUGAGGUAAAAAUUGGGAUUCAGAUGUUUAAGUAA